Molecule: messenger RNA, 5018 nt
Organism: Ruditapes philippinarum (Manila clam)
Lineage: Eukaryota; Metazoa; Mollusca; Bivalvia; Venerida; Veneridae
Exons: 5
Coding region: 117-2831 (904 amino acids)
Biological process (GO): regulation of transcription by RNA polymerase II; chromatin remodeling; positive regulation of DNA-templated transcription
Cellular component (GO): SWI/SNF complex; nBAF complex; nucleoplasm
Molecular function (GO): nucleosome binding; DNA binding
Source: RefSeq, a predicted model, not a curated record
CCAACAGCUCAGGAUUCCAGUCACAACAAAACAAUCUCAGUCAUUGCCAAUAUUUAAACAAGAACCUAGUACCAGCCCUUCUGGGAUUCCAGUUCCCUGCUCAGCCAUUGAUUUCAAUGACUUUAACUCAAGAAAACACUGGUACCAGCAGAUCAAGCUGUGACAUAACUUCCUUUAAAGGUAUGUCAUCCAUACUGUCUGUUGGACAGAAUGAGACCUCAUUUUCAAUUAACUCUGAAUCAAAAGAAAGUAACGGCUUGACAAGAUGUGAUUCUGGUUUUAUUACGUCAGCAUCAUCUGCUUCAAGUACCAAGCCUGCUAUUGAUUCUAGUUUGACAUUAUCUAAUGACAAAACUCCUACAGCUGUAUUAAAGAAGGAAGAACCUAAUCAAAGUGUUACUCAAUCUUCAAACAGCAUGCCUAACGUUCAGUUUGGCCAUAAAUCAACUCCAGUGUCAGUAUCUGAACAAAAUUCUGGAUAUGGUUUUGACAAUAGAAAAGACAUAUCCAAGCAAAGUAUUCCAACUGGACAAAACUAUGGAGUAGGUGCUUCUGUUUUCAAUUCCCUGGACAAAACUAGGUCAUUAGAUAGUUCAUUCAACCAUCCUGCAGAUAAUGUUAUGGUGCAAGAAAGAUUGGUAUCAUCCAUUGCCAUAGAGAGUUCUGAUAAACCAAAAGAUGGAUCUCUUAAUUUUGAACCUUCUGAUAAAGAUACAGUGUCAUCUGUGGAGUCUAAGUCAGCUUCCACAAAUUCAGUACCUGAUGUUGUAAUUGUAAAUGAUGACGGUGCUGACAUUGGAUCGUCAUCACCUGAAAUUUCAUCUAGCCUACAGGAAGACAAAGGUCUUGAUGAUGACAUGCAGUGUAUUAAAGAAGACAGUAGAAAUACCUCUGCUACAGAUGUUUUGUCCUGUUCAAUAUUACCUCGGAUGAUGCAAUUCACUUCUGAAAAUGAAAUAUGCAAUGUACCAGAGUCGAAGCCUGAUGUUGAUGAAAGUAAUGUUUCAAUUUUAGAUCCUGUCAUUGCAGACAUACCACCAACUGUCUCAGAUGAUACAGUAAAAUUUGCAAAAAUGGGCAUGCCAGGCCCGCAGUUCAGACUUCCUGACAAGAAGAGUGAUAAUGGUGACCAUAUGAAGCUGUAUGACAUGGGAAUGGAACCAGGCAGGAAACCAUUUCUGGACUGUUUGUUUGCUUACUUGGAUGAGAAGGGAACUCCAAUGUCUUACAUGCCCACAAUCUUGAAACAACCAAUAGAUUUGUUCCAUCUCUACAUGAUAGUACAGGCAUUGGGUGGAAUGUUAGAGAUUCAGGCAAAGAGAUGGAAAGAGAUUUGUGUUUUGAUGAAUUUCCCCGAGUCCGCAAGUGCAGCAUUUACUCUCAAGAAGAAUUAUAUGAAAUUUUUGUUCGCCUUUGAAUGCUGCUUUGAUCGUGGUGGAAUAGAUCCUGCUCUAAUUUUGGCGAUGGAAAAUCUGGAAAAGAAUCAACUCAGAACAUGCAGAAUACGAAGAGAUUUUCAAAAAACGGAAGAGUUUUCUUACCAGAAUAUUUGCAAUGGAGAUAGUACAGUGAUACAUGCUUCUGAGAAAGAUAUAAAGUCAUCCUAUAAUGAAGAAACUACUGCUCCAGUAGACCAUGUCUGUAGUGCUGCACUAAAGAGGAAUUUGUCGCUACCAAACUAUCAUCUCAAAGAAGGCAGUCGGCUUCAAACAAACAUUCCUACUAUGUUCCAUAGAAAUGUUAAGAAGGAAAUGUCAUCAAGGAGAAAAAUUAAAAGGCUUCCUGAAAUUGAACGUGUAUAUAUUGGAAAUGGUGUAGCUCCUAUAUUUAAGGAAAGUACCAUGGCACAUACAAAUGAAAAAGAACGUUCUAAGACUGCGGUAAAAUCUCGUUCCAUGACAGCAUUGGAUACUUUAGAAGAAAUCCCCAAUCUUCCAGAGCCAUUGGCCCCACCAUCAGUUGAACACAUACCAGAAUCUCUCAGUUUUAAACAAGUGUUCUGUGACAUCGAAACAACGUCUUUAUUUAUGUACACAGAAAUUGUACAAAUAGCGGCAGUUUGUGGAGAGGAAGAAUUUGAUCAGUAUAUAUUACCAUUAAGGCAGUUCGACCCGGGAUCGUCUAAAGUGACUGGAUUGACAUGUGAUGGGAGAAAUCUUUAUCAUCAUGGAACUGCUGUACGUACUCUAGAUCUUAGGUCAGCACUGGAACGAUUCUUGGGUUGGCUGGAUCAACUUAAACCUUGCAUACUUGUUGGGCAUAAUUUUAAAUCAUUUGAUUAUCCAAGAUUAUACAAAGCUUUCAGUAAAUUUCAUCUCAUUAAUUCUUUUCAUCAAAUAGUUGUGGGUUUUAUAGAUUCCUUUCCGUUAUUUAAAGCUAUAUAUCCGAAUUUAAAGAAUUACAAGCAAGAAACUCUAGUCGCUGAACUUGUCAGAGAAACUUACGAUGCCCACAAUGCGCUGGGUGACGUAAGAAGUUUGCAAAAAUUGUUCAGUGUUUCUGACCGAAUCACUCCAAACUUAUUAUGUGAGCACAGUUUCACUGUAGCUUGGUAUGUACAAUAUCAUAACUAUAAAACAAAAUGUAACAAAAUUGCUGAAUCAUUCAGCCAAAUAGUCAACGAGAAAAUUCUUAGUAAAACUACAAUAGAUAAGAUCGCAGUUAGUGGCCUCGAGUUAAAGGAUUUGAAACAAGUUUAUAGAAAAGGGGGAACCAAGGUUGUUACAGAAGUUUUGAAAAGCAGGUUAACUUUAAGCCGGUCAACAGUUGAUAAACUGAUAGAGUUUUUGGCAAAUAAAUCAAGUGUUGAUGAAUAUAUCCCAGGGCUAUAAAGCUAGAUCUUAUGAAACAAUUUUAUGAAAUUUGAAAUUUAAACACAAACGAAUAAUGAACAUAAACAAAAAAAAUUCGGAUAUAAAAUAUUAUGCAGGCAUUUUAACUUCGAACACACACCAUUUGCUCUGAAGAGAAUAUACAACUAUAUUUCUUUCAUACAAGCAUUUUAGUAGAAGUAUUCUUUUAUAAAAUUUUAACUAUCAUUUUAUAGCAGAUAAAGAACUUUAUACACUUUAAUGGUCAUGGAAAGUUGGUAUUUAUGGUAUGUCCCAAAUGUCCAGCCACUGCCUUUUUAAUAAACUGUACAUGGUACAAAAAUAUUAAUUAAACUACAAAAAUAGUAAUGAAAGUGGUGAAAUUUAUUGUCACUGAUAUUAUCAAUCUGACUAAAAUUCAGUUCUACCUAUUUCUGUUAUGUUGAUCUGAUUACGAACAUAUAUGUUUCGCCUCCUGAUUUCGUAUUUCCUGAGAAAGCUAUUUUUAACCAUGCAAUCAAACCGGUUUUUACAUAGGAAUUAGAAAAAGUAUCAAUUUUUUUUAACAUAUUAACUUGCAAUAAUAGAGUCAAUUUUUAAUUGGCAAGAUUGUUUUGCCAGUUUACUUUAUAUGGACAACGGCAAGUUUGUUCUCGAAAUCGUGACAAUUUCCUUCUCAGUAUUGGUUUUCCCAGCAUUAAAAUUAGAAACCGCAUCGCUUUCAAAGUUAUGAAAGCUUGUCGAUGAUUGGCUAUGUUAAAGAUCACUUCGUAAUUGGUCAGUUUUAGGUAAUUGGUCACUUUUAGAUCUAAAAGCGGAGCGUUAUGUAGAGCUAAUUUUAAUCAGAUUGCUGAUAUUAGUUGAUUACUGAUAUAUAGAAUUCAUUUAUAAAACAUAAAUUGUACAUUAUAAUAUUAUGUGCAUUUAUUUACUUAUUUUUUUAUAAAAGGAAAUCAUUUUAAUGCAAAUUUUUUUUAAUUGAAUGAAUUUAUUUUCAAUUAAGUUUUGGUAAUGAAAUAGUCCAGAGGCAUUAUUUUAUAUUUUUUAAAAAGAAUGCUUUAAAAUAAUGUAAUCUUCUAUCAUUCUUCCUCAAUUUUCUGCCCAGGGGUGUGUACUCAAAAUAUCCCUGCCUUCUUCAGAAUAGGCUACACUCUUUAACAUGCUUCCCCGCCUUAACUUGGUUCAAAAUUACCCUACCCUAUUCAGAAUAGGUUACACAACUGUUACACUCUUCUUUGCCCCAACAUGUUCCCUUUUGAAAAUAGGCUAUACCUCUCUGAUAUUCCUUCCCGUCUAACUUGAUUCAAAAUACCCUUCCCUUUUGAGAAUAGGCUGUACCUCUCUGAUACUCCUUCCCGCCCAACUUAAUUCAAAAUACCCUUCCCUUUUGAAAAAAGGCUGUACCUCUCUAAUACACCUUCCCGCCAAACUUGAUUCAGAAAACUCUACCCUUUUGAGAAUAUUCACCUCUCUGAUACACUUCCACGCCCCUGAACCCUCCUUUUUAUACACCCGUUUGAAAAACGGGACGUAUUAUGGGAACGCCCCUGGCGGGCGGCGGCGUCCAAUUUUGUCCGGAGCAUAUCUCCUACAUGUAUGGAGGGAUUUUAAUGAAAUUUCAUAGAAAUGUUCACCACUAUGAGGAGCAGUGUCGCGCACAUGAACCAGGUCAUUAUCAAGACUAUGGCUGUGAUACAUAUAAUUUAGGUCAAUAUAUACAAGGUCAAGGUCACUAAAGAUGAUGAAAUAUCCAGAUUUUGUCCGGAGCAUAUCUCCUACACGCAUGGAGGGAUUUUAAUGAAAUUUCAUAGAAAUGUUCACCAUUAUGAGAAGCCAUGUCACGCACAUGAACUAGGUCUCUAGGUCAAAGGUCAAGGUCACACUUAGAGCUCAUUGAAAAACGCUUGUCCGGAGCAAAACUUCCACAUGCAUAGAGAGAUUUCAAUAUAAUUUGGCACAAAUGUUCACCAUUGUGAGGCGGAGUGUGGCGCACAAAAUUCAGGUCCCUGCAGCCAAGGUCAAGGUCACACAUAGAGGUCAAAGUUUAGAUAAAAAUAUGAAGAUGUGUAUAGGGACGAUUUAAUCAUCAUUUAUUGAGGGAUUGUAACACAAAUGGUCAUUAUCAUGACUAUGGCUGUGACACAUGUACUUUAGGUCAAUAUAUGGAAGGUCAAGGUCACUAAAGAUGGUGAAAUAUCCAGAUUUUGU